AUGAACAAACACCCCAGACACACAGCAUUCAGGUCUUCACAAGAUCUCAUAGACCUUCGAACCCAAUUAUUCCAUUCCAAUACCCAAGAUCAAAAAAGAGCCAUACAAAGAAUUUUAUCAUUAGAAACAAGAACAAAAUUACCACAUUUAUUACAAUCAACUGCAUAUUUAUUACAAACCAAGAAUUCAUUCAUACAAAAUGAUGAUUCACAAAAUGAAACGGUAUUACAAUUAAGUUCCACAAUGUGUUUAAUCAGAUUUGUUAAUGGAUUAUUAGAUCCUUCACAACAAAGUACAUUUGCAAUACCAUUAAAUUUAUUAGCUAAAAAAAUUGGAUUACCAAAUUGGUUUGUUGAAUUAAGACAUUCAGGGACUCAUGAAUCUCUUCCAAGUCUGGAGAUGUUAGAGAUUGGUAUUAAUGGAGCUCUCGAUUGGAUUCAAUUGAAUUAUUGGGAUAAAAUUGAAAUAAAAGAUGAUUUAUUAGAUGAAGAAGAAGAUUUAGAAAAUGAUGUUGAUUAUAAAGAUUUAAUAAGAAAAUAUAGAAGGAUAAGGAGAAUGGAUAUUAAUAAGUUUAUUAAGUUUGGAGAUUCAAGUGAAGAAGGUAAAGAAUAUUGGAAAAUUGUUAAAUUAUUAGAAAAAGGAAUUGAAAAUAAGAAAUUUUACAAAGUUUUAAUGUUUCAAAAUUGUAUUAUUAAUGAGAAAUAUAAAUGGGAACAAUUGAGAUUAUUAUUUGAACCAUUAUUUUUAUAUUUAAUUAAAUCAAAUGAUCAAUUUUCAUGGAAAUUAUUAGAUAAAUUAAUUUUUAAAAAAUAUGAAUAUGAAAAAUUUGAAAAAAUUUUGAAAGAAGAAGAAACUAAUGAAGAACAAUAUAAUUCAAAUGAAAUGAAACAAGUAACUAAAUGGAUUAUAUGGAUAGUGGAACAUUUACAAGACCAACAAAUCUCUAAAUCAAUUGAAAUCAUAAGUAAAAUUAAUCAUGGUUUCAAUAUUGAAAUUCUACAAAAAAUUAAUGAGAAACAUGGUCAACAAAAUCAUGAAUUAAAAGAAUUAAUAAACAUGAAGAUCAACAGUAUUGAAAAUUCAUUAAAUAAAACCGCUCAGGCUAAAAUUAAUUCAAGACUAGUUACAGAGAUUGAUGAUGUAUUUGCAGAUUUAGAAAAUUUAAAGAAAAAAGCUAAAUUAGUCAAGACAUAUCCAAUUAAGAAUUUUGAACCAUAUCCAAAUUGGAAACCAAAACCAUUUGGUGUAUUAUAA
Messenger RNA from Hansenula ciferrii, 1254 nucleotides. RefSeq names its product rRNA-processing protein LAS1 (gene LAS1). The coding region runs from base 1 to 1254 and encodes 417 amino acids. The transcript has a single exon. Gene Ontology annotation, molecular function: endonuclease activity. Lineage: Eukaryota; Fungi; Ascomycota; Saccharomycetes; Phaffomycetales; Wickerhamomycetaceae. Gene Ontology annotation, cellular component: Las1 complex; preribosome, large subunit precursor. The record is from RefSeq and is a predicted model, not a curated record. Gene Ontology annotation, biological process: maturation of 5.8S rRNA; maturation of LSU-rRNA.